Molecule: messenger RNA, 2194 nt
Organism: Truncatella angustata
Lineage: Eukaryota; Fungi; Ascomycota; Sordariomycetes; Amphisphaeriales; Sporocadaceae
Exons: 8
Coding region: 1-1962 (653 amino acids)
Source: RefSeq, a predicted model, not a curated record
AUGUCUAAUAAGCAAAAUAUCACUAGCGAGAAUUCUUCAGCCGAUCCUUUGGGUGAAGAUGAUAGCGGCGCCGUGUACCUCAAAGACAUUGCCCAUUCCAAGACCCUUCAACUCGGGCUGCGAGCGAAUUACGCGCCAUGGGAACCCUGGCAAGCGCGUGAUGGCAUUAUCAGAGCCUUAGACCUCGCCGAAGCUGAUUUCGAGGUGGUCCGUGACGAUAAGUCACAGCGAGGACAGGACGAGAUCAUAUACAAGCUCGCCCGACCUGGAAGCAACCCGAAAGAAUGGCUGGCUUACAUCCGCUACACCAACAAGUGUGGCGCUGGUUCUGUCGAGAUUGUCAGCCCUCAGGCUGCCAUUGAGCCCUGGCACCUCGACCUGGGUGGCACCACAAAACAGGGCGUCUCGAACCAGGCAGGCCAGCACGGUGACGGACUCAAUUUAGCGCUGCUGGCUUUCCUAAAGAAGCCGCGGAACCUUGCCUUACGAUGCCUCACCGGCGGCUUCCAUUGGAACUUCACUUUCGACACAGCUGGCAAGCUCGUGGCGAGACUGUACAGGCACCUGGGCAAUGAAGUGCACAAGGUGAUUGUCAGACCAGAGGCUUCAUUCCGCAGUGGGCUGAUUCCUUUCGUGCCACAUUCUAGUCAGGAUGUCAUUUUCGUCAUUGGCAAAGAGUUUUUGGUCAGGGAUAAAGUCGACAAGAACAAGCUUGUACCAGCAAGAGUUGACCUCGGCGAUGUAUUGGUCGGGGCAUCGCUCAUAGGCAAUAUUUAUCUCAAAGGCCUACUUCUCAAGGAAUCCGCAUGUGCUGGAAGAUAUCGCUCCUCUGCCAGUAUGACCGGAAAACCACUGGUAUUUGGCUACAACUUUGGCGAGGGAAACACGAAUCGUGAUAGACAGUUUGUUGUCAAUGCGCGUGAGGAGUCUGAGAAGAUCCAGGAUGUGUGGACGGAGGUUCUGAGGCAGCAUGGUAACGCCACAGUUGAUAUAAUGCACGAGAUGCUCAAUUGCGAAUGGCCCGAAUGCGCGGAUGAGAUAGAAGCCGGAACUAGUACUACUCUAGUGCAGAGAAGAAUGAGCAUCCGCGGCUCGCUCAGAUCAUCCGUGGCCUUGGCCGUGAAGGGGUUCGACUCAAAGGGUCUUACUAACGCAUCCUUCAUCGCGAAACAUCAUCAGGACGGCCGAGCAGGAGCAGUCAAGGCGCUUUCUUGCUGCCCGCGAAAGCUAGGCCUAAGCCCCGAUGCUCGGGUGUCCAUGGUCGUGCUGUACACCGCCAAACAUCUAUUUGGCGAUGUGGUCGACCAGAUGGCGGCCGAUGUCUUCCCAGAAACAGAAAGCAACGGGAGAAAGAAAUCAAAGGAGCAGGAGAGGAUCCAAGUUGAGCAACGCAUGUACGAUUGCUGUCGGAUUCAACAAGGACUCACUAUUGAUGCUCUGAGUAACUUCCCACGUUCGAAGCUGGUCGUAGACUGGAAUUUGAGUGUCGGCUGGGGAGUCAACGAAGAUAUUCUUGUCCAGGUUCACCGGAUGUCUACAUGCGAACAUGGAUUCAAGGCACCGUUGCUGGCAAGAGAUGUGAUGUCACAGAUUUGCUGCCCGCAGGUCGUUGCCAAAGUUUCUCAGGGGUCUGUCAGUAUCGACUCCGUUGAUCUGAUGGCAGGUGAGAAGUAUUUUGCGACCGUUGUACCAACGCAGGAUAUGGCAUUCGUCGUUACUAUUACCAAGAACAUCUGUACAAUGAUGGCACCGGGACUACGGCCUCUGCCAAGAAACGAACGGUAUACCCCGGGUAGCCAGCUCAGACACCUGGAUAUCAUGGAGCCGCGAGACUGGUAUGACGCUCAAGGUGAGACUGGGCGGAAGGGCGUCAUUGGCCCUCCCAGAGCACAAGGUGUAAAGCGAUCCAAUGCGAAAUCACCAUCGGGACUUCUGCCCCUAGCCAAACGGCAGAAAAGUUGAAUUCUACAUAUACGUCAAGUUGAAUGGAUGAAAGGACAACAAGGACCAACCUCAUACCUACUCAUGAUGAACGACAGGCGAAUGACUUGAGUUAUGACAUGGCAGCUCACUUCGCAUGUAUAAGACUCGAUAUGAGAAGCAUAUGGUUGUGAUUACUGACGCGCUUCAAUAUCAGUAGCCAUUUAGUAGUCAUGGCCUAGCUGUCAUUUAGAAUUGAAUUGAUAAACGAAAC